AUGAAUUUUAUUUUUCUAGUUCUCACGCCCUUACUUCGUUGGAAUUCGACCGGUUUAACUGUAGCUGGCAUAGGAAGUUCAUCAGGUUCGACUUCUGAUAAGCUUAAUACUCCUAUUGAUCUUGCAGUGGAUUUUUCCAAUACACUCUAUAUUGCUGAUUUCAAUAACAAUCGGAUCCAACGAUGGCUGAUCGGCGCAUCAACUGGUACAACUGUUGCGGGUCAAGCAAAUGGGACUAGUGGUAUAGGUGCAGCAUAUUUAAGUGCUCCUGCUGGUGUAAUUAUUGAUUCAAAUAAUAAUAUUUAUGUAUCUGAUUCAAUUAAUGCUCGAAUUCAACAAUGGACUAACGGUGCAACAUCGGGAACUCAAAUCGCUGGUACAGGUUCAUCUGGUUUUGCGUACAAUCAGUUUCAUACUCCAUACUUUAUUUCACGGGACACAAAUACUAAUACACUUUACAUCGCCGAUUAUAACAAUAAUCGUGUCAUGAGUUAUGCACCCGGUGUAUCUAAUGGUACUUUGGCCAUCGGAGGACAAGGACCAGGGACAAACAGCACACAACUAUAUUAUCCAGUUGGAGUUUAUUUUGAUUUAGCAUCAAACAGUCUUCUUAUUGCUAAUUACGGUGGUCAGCAUAUUGUUCGCUGGCCAUUAAGCGAUAGAAGUUGGACCUUGGUAGCAGGGAGUCCUGGAAUGGUUGGCAGUUCAUCAACACGUCUUAGUUAUCCGACAGGCGUCACACUUGAUCCAAUGGGUAAUAUGUAUGUAGCUGAUACCGGAAACCAUCGUAUACAACUUUUUUUAGCUGGUCAAACAAAUGGAACAACAAUUGCUGGUAUUACUGGAGUCAGUGUUAAUAUAUCAACAUUAAGAAAGGAUAUUGAUGGAUAUGGUUUUCAAUCUGGUCGUGUUAAGGAUAAAGGUCAAGAUGUAACAAAUGAAGAUAUUAAUACUACACAUUAUGUUAUCCUUUAUCCAAAGGAUCGUAAUCGUGAUCCUGAUGGUGACGUACAAUCAUCACUUCAAUGGAAAACACGAACAAUCAUUACUAGUCAACAAGAAGAACAAACAUUUUUCUAUGCUGAAUUAAACGAAAAUGAUUAUAUUAAGUUAACAAAAAAGAAUUCUAAACGCAAACUUUUGUACAAUAAUGAAUUAUGUCAAUUAGAAUUUCGAACAACAUUUAAAAUAAUUGGACAUGACUUUGAAGAAGCUUUAGUAUUAAAUUCACAAUUAUUUGGACUAUGCUCCCAUGCAAAAUAUUACCCAAUAUCGUUGGCUAAAGUUUUUAUUGAAGAAGUUAGCCAAUUGCAUAAGAAUGUAACAUCACGUUCUUCGAUAGAAAUCGAAGAAGAUAUCCAUAGUAAUAUUUUACAAAUCAAAGUUGCUUGGUCAGAUGAUUAUGAAUUUCUAUCACCAAAUGAAAUAUAUAUGAAUGCUAUAGGCCUCAUAUUUAAUUUAACUACAAAAUAUCUUAUUCAUAUAUCAUUUAUAAAUCUAUAUCAACGAAGUUUACAACUUACAUGGAUGAAUUUAUUAAAUCGUGAAAGACGAAAUUUAAAACCAAAUAUUAAUUCAGUAGCAAAAUGUUUUAUGAUUAAUCGACUUAUUGCUGAAUGUAAAAAAGAUCCUUGUCAAUUUGCUCGACAAACAGGAGAAUUAUAUGAAGAAAUUAAAAUGCGAAUAUCAUGUAUAACACCAUCAGCAUGGACAGUAGAAGAUUUUUAUGAUCAGAUAGAACUUUGGCAAAAUCUACAAUCUCAUCGACGUUUAUUUCAUAUUAAUCAUGAUGAAGCAAAUAGACCACAAAGUUUACUUACUUUACAACAAAUUGCUACGAAAAUUUAUUCUCAUUGUCUUAGUUCUUGUCAAAGAAAUUUCAACGAUCAAAACUAUGAUCAUUUGAAAAAACUUUUACAACAUUCAUUUAUUAUUAUUGCUCAACCAUCUGUUCCAGAAUGUGUUGUAGCUGCUAAAUAUGAUAAAUCGGGAAAUACAUAUUCUGCUAAAUUACAUACACGUAUUAUAUGUUUAUUAGAGCCAGAUAUAGUAGAAAAAAAUUUAAUAUUUUCAAAUGUUGCUGUUACACUUUUUCCAUUCGAUCGUAAUUUGGAUUUAUUUGGAGAAGAACAACCAACACUUAAAUGGCAUAAAAGACAAAUAAUCGAUCCUGAUAAUAUACUUAGAUCAUUUUUUUAUGUUGAACUUGAAUCAAUUAAAUUAAAAAAAUUAGAUCGACCAAACUCACGACCAAUGUAUAAUGGAAAAAUGUGUCAAUUAGAGUUUAAAAUUAAAAUUAGAAUAAAUGAACUUAAUAUUGAAGAAAAUCAUAAAUUAACUUCAGAACAAUUCGGUAUUUGUUCACAUGCUCAAUAUUAUCCUGAAUAUGUUGCACAAGUAUUAUUACAUCAGGUUGAACAAAUCUCACAAUCUAAUAAUUCAAUAAUUCAACCAAAUACUCUUACAAAUUAUAUUCUUCGAUAUUAUACUCGUAUUUCAGGUAUGGAAGCAAAACUUCAAACUACUCAAUAUAUUACAGAUGUCUUACAAACAGUCUAUGAAAAAACAAUAACAUCUAAAACUACUACUUCGUUCAAUAUCUAUCAAAAUAUUUUGGUUAAAUUAAUUAGUCAAAUGGAAAUGUUCGUUGAUUAUCCAUUUCUUUCAAUGAUGUAUCAUGAUGGUUUAUUUCUUGGCAUCAAUAAUAAUACACUUGAUCAACAAUUACAUGGUACUCGGCAAAGGCCGCAUAUGUUAUUUCGUUUUAAUUCUCUUACAGACCAUCACUCAACUCAACAUGCAUCUGUACGAUUUAUUGUGCAUAAUGGUCAAUUAACAAAAGCUACUUUUCAUGCGAAAGCAUUUAUAGAUGAAAUGUGUCAAAUGAUUUGUGAAGCUAAUUCACACGAAGCUAUGAAUAGGCAAUUUCGACUUGCAAUAACAGAUCGUAAUUUUCAUGAAUUUAAUAUAGAAUUGUUUCGACUCAGUGCUACUGUAUCUCAAUUUAAUGAUGCUUAUCAACCAUUAAUACCUGUUCUUUGGGAUACAAUGAGAACAAGUGCUGCUGAACAACAAUUAAAACAAAAUGAACAACAAAUGACUUUAUCAAAUUCACUUUCAUUCGAUCUAGAAUCAAUGAAAGAAGAUGUCUCUCAAUCAAACACUUCUUCAACAAAGGAAAUUCAACUUGAUCUUUCGAAUAUGACCGUGACUAAUGAUCAUUCGAAAAGAUCAAAUGAAAAAGUAAAUAUUCAAACUGAUAUGCUUGCUCAUCAUGUAGUAGAAAAACUAUCCAAUUUAUUAAUGAAUUCUUCAACGGAAACUAUUUCUUCAACUCCAAAUGAUAUUACAAUAGCAUCGACGUUUCUAUCAACAUUAACUAAUGAAAAUAUUCAAGAGCAAAAACAAAUUUUAUUUCAUUUAUUAAAUGAUUAUUUUCAAUCUAAAACUUGCGUUGAUGUUGCUACUCAAACUUCACUAUCUGUUUCAAAUAAUUCAUCUGACAGUAUUUUCGAUAAUACCUAA
This is a messenger RNA of Rotaria sp. Silwood2, 3525 nucleotides long. The record is from the annotation of a GenBank genome assembly. NCBI's taxonomy places the organism in Eukaryota, Metazoa, Rotifera, Eurotatoria, Philodinida, Philodinidae.